Molecule: messenger RNA, 11353 nt
Organism: Mugil cephalus (flathead mullet)
Lineage: Eukaryota; Metazoa; Chordata; Actinopteri; Mugiliformes; Mugilidae
Gene: ep300a
Product: E1A binding protein p300 a
Exons: 31
Coding region: 455-8965 (2836 amino acids)
Biological process (GO): positive regulation of transcription by RNA polymerase II
Cellular component (GO): histone acetyltransferase complex; transcription regulator complex; nucleus
Molecular function (GO): chromatin DNA binding; protein binding; histone acetyltransferase activity
Source: RefSeq, a predicted model, not a curated record
AAACGAGCCUUGUCUGCCCGACAUUAUCUUCAUCCAGGCUCCGCUGGAAAGGAGGCUGAAAUGACGGAUGCAGCCAUGGGAGACAUACCCGGGGACAGUUUAUUGACAUCCGAAGAGGCACUUUAAGUUUAGAGGGAAGCAGAUGCGUGUGUCUCCCUCUUUACUUUCACCGACCCCCUCCUCCUCCGCUGGCAGAAAUUUAUAAAGAACAAAAAAUCCGACGAGGGAGGGAGGGAGGUAGGUAGGGGAGGAGGGGGGUUGAUAUACGCCGAGGCUGAAAUCGAGAGGCGAACCCAGGGAAAGAGGAGUAAUUUGUACACGGGACUUUCCCCCUCUUAGUCCCCCAAAAGGAGGGGGAAAAGUCGCAAUAUUGGACACGGAAAGGAAUGAGUUGCUAAGGGCGUGAAAACGUCUGCAAGUGUGGAUACUUUAUAUAUUUUUAUUUCGAAAAAAUAUGGCCGAGAACGUUCUGGACCCUGGCCCGCCUUCAGCCAAGAGGCCUAAACUCUCCUCUCCGGCACUUUCCGCCUCCGCCAGCGAUGGAAAUGAUUUCGGUUCACUGUUUGACUUGGAACACGAUCUCCCAGAUGAGCUCAUCAGCUCCAGUGAACCAGGUCUGGUCAACGGUGGGGACCUUAACCAGUUGCACACCACUUUGGGAGGAGGACCUGCAGGGUUGGGUCCUGGAGGGGCAGGAGGAAUCGGCCUCGGGCUUGGCCCUGGGGGUGUUGGCGGAGGCCAGGAUGCAGUGGCCAAGCACAAACAGCUGUCGGAGCUUUUACGUUCAGGGGGAACAACCUCGGCUCAACAAGGGCACCAAGCAGCUAUGGGAAGCCCUGGAGGGCCUGCUGCCAUGGGGCAACACUUGGCGAACAUGAAGGCAUCAGCUGGUCAGGGUCCUCAGCAAAUGAUGGGACAAGGGCAGCAGCACCUUUCCCCUCAGCAGCAGGCCAGUAUGAUGCAGCAGCAACAGAACGCAGCAGCUGGAAUGAUGGGUAGCAUGAACAGGGCCAUGAUGGGAGCACAACAGAAAGGCAGUAAUGGACAGCAGCAGCCAGGCAUGAUUGGGAACCAGGUGAUGAAUGGCUCCCCCAGGAUGGGCUUCGGUAAUCAGGGGAUGGCCGGCGGCAGCAACUUAUUGGCGGAGACCCUGCAGCAGCAGGGAGCUGGGGGUCAGGCUGGGAUGAGAGGCCAACAACCUGGAGCAAUGAACAAGAUGGGGAUGAUGGGAAACCCAGGGGGUCCAUUUGGAGGUCCAUAUGGAGGUCAGGGGAACCAAGGUCUGGGGGGCGCAGGGCUGGGCCCUCAACUCCAGAACAAAGGUCCCAUGGCCAACAACCUGGCUCAGUUCAGUGUGGACAAGAAGAACCAGCCCAUGCAGGGAAUGGGUGCCAUGGGCACCCAGCAGUCACAGGCAGGUGUAGGCGGUCCCUCCGGUGGACCUGUUGGAGGAGCCCCAGGGAUGGGGCCCAGCACUCCGUCGGGUCUGGUGGUGCCCGGGGCCCAGGUUUCCGCAGCUUCUGCUGCAGCCGGAGCACCACCCACAGCUGACCCUGAGAAGCGCAAGCUGAUCCAGCAGCAACUGGUACUCCUGCUUCACGCGCACAAGUGCCAGCGACGGGAACAGGCCAACGGUGAAGUCCGGCAGUGCAACCUGCCCCACUGCCGCACUAUGAAGAAUGUCCUGAACCACAUGACUCACUGCCAGGCUGGCAAGUCCUGUCAGGUUGCUCACUGUGCAUCAUCAAGGCAGAUCAUCUCCCAUUGGAAGAACUGCACGCGGCAUGACUGUCCUGUCUGUCUGCCCCUGAAGAACGCUGGGGACAAGAGGAACCCGCAGUGUGAGUCUCUACUUGGCGGUGCAGGUCCAGGACUGGCAAGCUCUCUUGGAUCAGUCCCUGGUAGCCAACCAAGUACUCCCAACCUCAACCCACCGAGCCAGAUCGACCCUAGUUCCAUAGAAAGAGCCUAUGCUGCUUUAGGCCUCGCCUACCAGGGCAACCAGAUCAACCAGGGUCCGACUGCCCAGCCUAGCAUGCCCAACCAAGGUCUGCAAGGGCAGGCUGGCAUGAGACCUCUGAAUCCAAUGGGUGUGAAUACUAUGGGGGUCAAUGGAGGUGUGGGUACUCCCUCCCAGAAUCAACAAGCCAGUCUGUUGCAGGAUACCAUGAUGCACCUCAAUGUGACUAGCCAAAGUCUGUUGAACGAUGCUGGGGUGGGAUCCAUGCCCACAGCAACCCCUCCCUCCGCUGCAGGCAUGAGGAAAAGCUGGCAUGAAGACAUUACACAGGACCUACGAAACCACUUGGUACACAAGCUUGUCCAGGCCAUCUUUCCAACUCCAGAUCCUGCUGCUCUCAAGGACCGUCGAAUGGAGAACCUGGUGGCCUACGCCCGAAAAGUUGAGGGAGACAUGUAUGAAUCAGCCAACAGUCGAGCCGAGUACUAUCACCUCUUGGCAGAGAAGAUCUACAAGAUCCAAAAGGAACUGGAGGAGAAGAGGAGGACCCGGCUCCAGAAGCAGGGUCUGGGCCUUGGGCCUGCUGGCAUGGGUCAGCCCCCCACUGGACUGCCUCCAAACGGCCCCCUCCCUGAUCCCUCAAUGUUGCGACCGACUGGACCAAAUCAAAUCAACCGGAUGCAAGGCCCAGGUAUGAAUCAGUUCAGUCCGAUGCAGUCUAUGAGGUCCACGCCUCCUCUCCCCAUGGGAACAUCAGGCAACCAGAUGGGAAUGGUUGGCCCAAGGGUUGGGCAGCCCAAUGUCAGCCAGCUACAGAACCAGUAUCUGCCCCAGGGACAGUUUCCUGGUUCAGGCCCAGGGGUUGGAGCACCUCAGCCUGGUAUGGCCCAGCCUGGAGCACAAGGAGGCAUGCCACAGACGCAGAUGGGAACCCCUCCCUCUCUUUCUGUUGCUAGUCCUCUAUCGCAGCCAGGUUCAGCCAGCGGUCCCGGUGGAGUCAAUGCAGUCGGGCCAAUGGGUCCACAGAGUGUGGGAGGCGGAGGUCCGAACUCAGCUGUCGGAACCCCCGCUCCCUCUGUGACCCCAUCUAAUACAAACCAGCAACCCAACUCCAUCUCACAUUUGGGAGCCAUGCGAGGCAGCUCGCCCUCCCCUGCCCAUAGCCGAUCUCCCACUCCCCAUCAGACGCCGCCCAGACUAGCUGGGUCCCAAACCCCACAGCCACACACCCCGAAUGCACCGCAGUUGGUGGCGCCUCCAGCCCCUCCGCAGAAUCAGCUGGGCCAGGGCCCAGGCUCCAACAAGUCUCUGCAGCAGCAACACGUGGGGCCGGCCGGUUCGACUACUCCAUCUCAUCCUGGACACGCCUCCAGCACAACGCCGCACAGUAGUCAGCUGCCACGCACUCCGUUGUCCCAGAAGGGUUCGUUUGCAGCAGACAGUCAAGCCUUGACUCCGGCUUCAGUCAGCAGCCUGGACACUUCGUCCCAGCAGCCACAGUCGGACACCUCAGCCACCAACCUCGACCCCAAGAUGGAGAUCAAGCAUCAGGAUGAGGAGGAGGAGAGUGAUGCUGGAAGCUGUUCUAAAGGUGGCAAGCUCGGCAACCUCAAAACGGAGGAAAAGCCAAUAAAAUCAGAACUCAAAAAGGAGGAGUGUUCGGGAGAGGGAGGUAAAGGAGUUCCCAUGGAUACGUCGACGACAGCGCAGACAAUGGGAGUGAAAACAGAAGACAGGAAACCAGAGGUGAAGAAGGAGGUGAAAGACGAGGAGGAGUCUUCGGAGGCAGCGGUACCACAGGCCCCAUCAAAAAAGAAGAUCUUCAAGCCAGAGGAGCUUCGUCAGGCCCUGAUGCCCACGCUUGAAUCUCUCUACAGACAAGACCCAGAGUCUCUGCCUUUCAGGAUGCCUGUUGACCCACAACUGCUCUGCAUACCUGAUUACUUUGACAUUGUGAAGAACCCUAUGGAUUUAUCCACUAUCAAGCGAAAACUAGACACUGGUCAGUACCAGGAUCCCUGGCAGUACGUGGAUGACAUCUGGCUGAUGUUCAACAAUGCCUGGCUGUACAAUCGCAAAACAUCGCGAGUCUACAAGUACUGCUCCAAGCUGGCCGAGGUGUUCGAGCAGGAGAUUGACCCUGUGAUGCAGAGUCUGGGCUACUGUUGUGGAAGGAAGCUGGAGUUCUCUCCUCAGACAUUGUGCUGCUAUGGAAAGCAGUUAUGCACUAUUCCCAGAGACGCUGUUUACUUCAGCUACCAGAACAGUUCACCAAAAUUUGGGCUUAUUGCUGACAGGUACCACUACUGUGAGAAGUGUUUCAACGAGAUCCAGGGAGAGACCGUUUCCCUGGGUGACGACCCCACCCAGCCACAGACAUCAAUUAACAAGGAACAGUUUGAGAAGAAGAAGAAUGACACACUGGACCCUGAGCUGCUUGUUGAAUGUAUGGACUGUGGCCGUAGGAUGCAUCAGAUUUGUGUCUUGCACAAUGACACAAUCUGGCCAGCAGGUUUUGUAUGUGAUGGCUGCUUAAAGAAGGCAAAUAAGACGAGGAAAGAGAACAAGUAUUGUGCCAAAAGGUUGCCCCAGACGAAGCUGGGCUAUUAUCUGGAGACGAGGGUGAAUGACUUCUUGAAGCGCCAAGCCAACCCAGAGUCUGGAGAGGUGUGCAUUCGCGUCGUCCACGUCUCCGACAAAGUGGUGGAGGUGAAGCCAGGCAUGAAGUCCAGAUUUGUGGACAGCGGAGAGAUGUCAGAGUCCUUCCCAUACAGGACGAAGGCCCUCUUUGCGUUUGAAGACAUUGACGGAGCAGAGGUUUGCUUCUUUGGUAUGCAUGUUCAGGAGUACGGCUCUGAUUGUCCUCAGCCCAACCAGAGGCGAGUAUACAUCUCUUAUUUGGACAGCGUGCACUUUUUUCGGCCCCGCGCUCUAAGAACAGCAGUUUACCAUGAAAUCCUCAUUGGCUACUUGGAGUAUGUCAAGAAGUUAGGCUACACCACUGGCCACAUCUGGGCCUGCCCUCCUAGCGAAGGGGACGACUACAUCUUCCACUGUCACCCUGUAGAUCAGAAGAUACCAAAGCCCAAGCGCCUUCAGGAGUGGUACAAGAAGAUGUUGGACAAAGCUGUGGCUGAGCGGAUAGUUCAUGACUACAAGGAUAUCUUCAAGCAGGCAACAGAGGAUCGUUUGACCAGUGCCAAGGAAUUGCCUUACUUUGAGGGUGACUUCUGGCCGAACGUGCUGGAGGAGAGCAUCAAAGAGCUGGAGCAGGAGGAGGAAGAGAGGAAAAGGGAGGAGAACAGCACUUCCAAUGAGAGUAUAGAUGACACAAAAGGUGACAGCAAAAAUGCAAAGAAGAAGAACAACAAAAAGACGAGUAAGAACAAGAGCAGCCUGAGCCGAGCCAAUAAGAAGAAGCCAGGGAUGCCCAACGUCUCUAAUGACCUUUCACAGAAACUCUAUGCUACUAUGGAAAAACACAAAGAGGUGUUUUUUGUGAUCCGGCUGAUUGCAGGCCCCAUGGCAAAUGCCUUGCCUCCAAUCUCAGACCCAGAUCCCCUGAUGCCAUGUGACCUCAUGGAUGGCCGUGACGCUUUCCUAACACUGGCCCGGGACAAACACCUUGAGUUCAGCUCACUGAGGAGGGCCAUGUGGAGCUCCAUGUGCAUGUUGGUGGAGUUGCAUAACCAAAGCCAGGACCGGUUCGUUUACACUUGCAAUGAGUGCAAGCACCAUGUGGAGACUCGCUUUCACUGUACCGUUUGUGAGGAUUACGAUCUCUGCAUCACGUGUUACAACACUAAGAACCAUGAGCACAAGAUGGAGAAGUUAGGCCUUGGCUUGGAUGAUGAAAGCAGUAACCAGGCUGCCGCCACCACUCAGAGCCCCGGAGACUCUCGCCGUCUCAGCAUUCAGCGCUGCAUCCAGUCCCUCGUCCAUGCGUGCCAGUGUCGAAACGCAAACUGCUCUCUGCCAUCCUGUCAGAAGAUGAAACGCGUUGUACAACACACAAAAGGUUGCAAGAGAAAAACCAAUGGUGGCUGUCCCAUCUGCAAACAGCUUAUUGCAUUGUGUUGCUACCAUGCUAAACACUGUCAGGAAAAUAAGUGCCCAGUCCCGUUCUGCCUAAACAUCAAGCACAAACUUCGCCAGCAGCAGCUUCAGCAUAGGCUGCAACAAGCUCAAAUGCUCAGAAGGAGAAUGGCUAGCAUGCAGAGAGUAGGCCAGCCAGCUCCUGGAGGAGCACCUGGGGGCAAUGGCCUGCCCUCUCCAGGGACCAACAAUGGAGGAACUGGUCCUGGUACACCUACAUCUGUUGGCACGCAGCCUCCAACCCCCCAGACCCCCACCCAGGGGGGCAUGUCGGCACCUCCUCAGCAGCAAGGAGUUGGGAUGGGUGGAAUGGGGACUCUGGGCCAGCAACAACAGCUCCAACAGCAAGGUGGUAAUAUUCCUCCCCAACACCAUUUGCAUCCCUAUCAGCCUGUGGGUAGCGGGGGGAUGAUGAAUUCUCCUCAGCUCCAGCAGCAGCCUCCCAACGUCCAGCACCUCCAGCAACAGCAACAUCCUGGUGGUUUGCCUCCAUAUAACCCCCGACCGCCGGGACCUUCUCCUUUGAACCAGUCCUUGGGAAAACCUGGACUGGGUCCAGCGACCCCACCCCAGCAGCAGCAGCAACCACCCAACCAGGGUCAAGGGUCCAUGCCUGUACAAGGCCAGCAGCAAGGGCCCCCCCUGGCUGCUGUAGAGACGGCUCUCAAAAUUCAGCGACUAGCAGAGACCCAGAGACAGAUGGCCCAAGCCCAGGUUCAGGCCCAAGCGCAGAUCCGCGGGUUGGGACAGGGGGGCAUGAUUCCCCCACACCCUCACCACCCGAACAACCAGUCCCAGAUGGCAAUGCCCCACAUUGGGGCCCAGAACAUGCCCCCCCAGGUUGGUGGAAGAACUAUGUUAGAUCAACAGCAACAAGGAAUGCUAGCUGGGAUGCAGCAAGGUGGUCCCCAGUCUCAGCUGCCACCCCAAGUACAGCAGCAGCUCCAGCAGGUUCAGCAGGGAGGUGGUGGACAGCUUCAGCCAACAACCCAGCAGUGGGGAGCUGCUGCAGGACCAACCAUGAACCCACAACAAAGGCCGGGCAUGAUGAGCCACAUGGCACCACAACAGCAGCCAGGUGUUGGCCAACAACAGCAGCAAGGGAUGAAUCAGCAACAGCCUCAGCCAGGAAACCGUGGGUUGAUGCAGGUAAUGGGAGUAGCCGGAGGGGCAGCAGGGGCCGCUGCUUCAAUAGCGGGUGUAGCUGCAUCAGGUAAUCUACCCCAGGCAGCGCUACAAGACCUCCUACGAACACUGCGCUCUCCAAGCUCUCCCUUGCAACAACAGCAAGUCCUCAACAUCCUUCGUUCCAACCCAACGCUUAUGGCUGCUUUUAUUCGACAGAGAGCAGCCAGGUAUCAAGGAGGCCAGGGUGGUCCUGGAGGACCAGUCGGGCCUCCUCAAGGUGGUCCUGGAGGUGUGAGGUUUCAAGGGGCUGCUGGAGGUCUGCCUGGUGUAGGAGGGCCCGGAGCCAACCAGCUUGCCAACAUGGAUGGACAACAGCAGGUUAACGUGAACCAGGCUGCUCAGCCAGGUAUGAAUAUACCUCAGAGUGUAGCAGGCGGAGGGAAUAUGUCUACAAUGGCCCAGCUUCAACAGUUACAACAACAACAGCAGCAGCAACAACAACAACAGCAGCAGCAGCAACAACAGCGCCCAAUGCUGCCUGGGAAUCUACAGCAACAGCAAUUGGCUGUAUUGCAGCAGCAGCAGCAACAACAACAGGGAGCACUGCAAGGAGGGCAGCAAGGCAACAUGGCCAAUAUGCCUCCACAGUUCAGAGAGCUGUUGAUGAGACGACAGUUGCAACAACAGCAGCAGCAACAACAACAACAACAACAACAACAGCAACAGCAGCAGCAGCAAAUGGGAAAUCACGGGCAGUUCCAGCAGCCUCAAGGACUGCAGCAGCAAGGCCAGCAAGGCUUCAUGCAGCCUGGUCAGGGUGGGCCAGGGAUGCCCCCCUCCUCUCAACCGCAGCCUGGGAGUGGAGGCAUAGGGGUUCCCCAACAACAGCAGCAAGGAGGACCACAAGGUGGGCCAGGACAGCUGGGCCAGCAGCAAGGCUACGCUACCCCUUUGUCACAAGUAGCUGCAGCGCUCCAGCAGAGGCUCCAGCAUCAAAUGCAGUUGCAGCAGCAGCAGCAGCAGCAAAAUGCGAUGGGUGGUCUUCAAGGACAGGAUGUAGGCCCCGGUGGAGGUGCUGGAGGACCUUCGCUCCAACCUGGACAAGGUGGCCCAGGACCAGGGCAGCAACCACAAGGUGGGGUUGGCGGAGCAGGCGGUGGGCCCCAGAUGCAGCAGACGUCCCAAAGCAUGCUUCACCAGAACCUCCACCAGAGGCUCCUGCAGCAGCAGCACCUCGGAGGGGGUUCUCCAGCACAUCACAGCAGCCCCAUGAGUCCCCAACAGCAGAUGGCGCAGUCCCCCCACCCCCACCACCCCCAUCAAGGACAAGGAGGACUCGGACCUGCGGGGUCGCUCAGCAGUCAGGUCAGAUCGCCACAGCCCUCGCCGAGGCCGCAGUCUCAGCCUCCACACUCCAGCCCGUCCCCACGCAUGCAGCCCUCCUCCCAACCGCAGCCCUCACCGCAUCGCAUCUCCCCACAGACCCAGACCGGCUCACCCCACCCGGGCCACCUCGGUCAACACCACCCCGGUAUGGCGCCACCUCAACCUCCCCAGCCCCAACAGCAAGCUCUGUCUCAGCAGCAGCAGCAGCAAACAGGUAGUUCCGUAGACCCUAAUCAGUUCAGCUCAGACCAGAACUCUAUCAUGUCUCAACUGAGCGGGAUGACGGGGAUGCACGGCGGACAGGGGGGGCAGUCGGACAUGUUAGGUGGGAAUAAUAACAGCAACAGCACCAACAACCAGGAGCUGGGGACGAACAUUAACCACAACCUUAUGUAGCCUUGACUCGAUACUGUCUUUCUGUCUUGAUGCUCUGAUCUGAUGCCCCGGACGACAAACUGCCAUGACAGGAGAGCGAGACGGGACUACAGCUUUGGGGUUUUAAAAGUUUUAAUUUUUUAUUUAAAUAUUUUUGUGACGUAUAAAUAUUAACUGAAGCUUCCUUCCUAUGGGAGAUGCAACAUCAAUCUUAGAAGUCAAUAAAUGAAUAAAUUAAAACAAUGGUAAGUUAUUGCUGUUAAUAUAUAUCUAUAUAUUUUUGCCAAUUGUGUACAAAAGGUGGAAGGGGCAGUGUUUCAGGUUGAAGAUAUUUCUUCCUUAGGUAUAUGACACAAUAUUUUUGGGGACUGAGAAUUUUGCCUUUUUAUGAAUAUUUUUAAGAUUUUAAAUGUGGCUAAAAAUUAAAGUCAGUUGACAUGAUGUACCUUUUUUAUUGUUUGUUUUCCUCCUCGAAUACCCAGUCAUGAUUGUAUCUAUUUUGCAGAGUACGUUUAUUUUAUUUCUAUAUUGUUGUGUUCCCAAAAUGAAUCGUAAAACAAGCAUCAACAUAUCUUCCGUUACAGGAGUCUUCUUCUGGACAGUAAAAUGUACAUUUGACAGUGACUGCAGCAAUUCACGUAUAUAGACUUUAUUUAGUUUGAUUAUGUAGGAGGGGGGGUGUGUUAAAUGCAGUUUGACUUUGACAGCUAUCCUAGGCUUGUUUUUGUUUAUUUUUUUUUUUUUUUUUUUUUGUCAGGGCUUACAGGUUUGAAUUAAACCUUAACAGUGUUUUCGGUUUCGGGUGACAGUGGCUUCCGGUCGCAUUUUUCCUGCAAGCAACGGCCACAUUUGCAGAAUAGUUUUUAAAAAAAUAAAAGUCCUUGCACCCGCGGGCCACCUCUCCGGCCUCCGUCUUGAGUUCUCCUGUGAAUGUGUGCACUUUCCUCACCCUGACUCCCCCCCCACACACACCCCCACCACCUGCGAAACAUGGAGGGAUGAACUGUCAGAGCCUGGUCGUCGAGCUGUUGGCGUAUUUUACCCGUAUUGAGUUGGCUGAUGUUUAAAAAAAAAAAAAAAAAAAAAGGUUUUUGCGUGUACAUAUAUUAAAGUGUUUAUGAACUGUGACAUGGAGAAAGCGUUGUAUUGUUUUAGGGCUGCAGAGGUGUAAGAAAAUCCUGCCUGUAUCCUUCACCCUAACGGUUUCCCUUCCAGUGCUUUUGUUCCUCAUCCUCAUGAUGCCUCUCAGCCACAAGAUUGAAUUCAAUGUUAGUACUGUACAAAUUAAGAAAUGGUGGACUUAGAUACUGUUUUUUUGUAAUGAAAGUGAAAGCUGUAAAAAGGUGUACAUACUUUAAAACCUUAUGAGCAGAGAAGUUCUUUCUUUUCUGCUGCUUCUUUUCCCCCCUUGUUUGAUUGGAUAUUUGCUGUAUGUGUUUAAAACUAAACUACAGAAGUGCUCCCGAGCUACUGUACAGUAUUGAGAUUUUUUCAAAAACGUACAGUAUGGGGUGUAGUCGGUCACAAGCACCAAUGCGCCUUUUUCUGUGUAUUUUUGACAAGGUUUUAGGGACGCAGGGGUCAUCGCAACAAGUCACACACACCUGAACAAUCUCAAAGCGUAGACGUUAAACCCACGCGGCGGAAGAGCCCGGAGCGGGGAUUGAUCAGAGUUGUGGCGUGAAAGAGUUCAAAUUUGGUAAUUUAGCUUUUUACGGAGAGGACUGAAGAUACAAGAUUCACAUGCUCACUAUUUUUCUCAAAAGGUUGGGCUUGCUGGGUAUGGGGAGGGAACGCAUCAGAACCAGGUGGCAAUAUAUCUUGAGACUUAUUUUAUAAGAAAAAAAAACAAGGAAAAACUGUCUUUUAUAUAUAGAUAUAUUAUUUAAUUUUAUUUUUUUGGAAAUAAAACUUGAAGCUACAGGAAUUAUUAGAUAAAACAUGUUUUUGUUUUGUAUUAAAGAUGUUAUGGUGAUGCAAAAAGACACUGCAGACAGUCAUUCAGUUUGCCUUGGGGAGGCCGUGGCGUAUAUUAUAUACCAUCCUUUUGAAGAAAUGUUUCUUGUACAUGAAUAUAGUUGUAAACAUACUGAAUCACUGUACAAACUGAUGGCAACUGAACAAAUAGUUUUGUUUUUAUCAUUUUCUUUUCCUAAAAAGAGACUGGAGAUAAGACUAUUUAAAUAUUUGUUUAGUAUUCAAAUGGAAUCUUUGACCACUUAUUAUUUUUUGUUUUUUUUUUGUUUUCGUUCCUCUUGUUAACAAUUUCGGUGCUUGCUGAGAGAAAGCAAAAAUAACUGUUGCUCCAUUUUCAUUAGUUUCUUUUUUUUAAGUUAUUUUGGUGGUCUGAUUGUUUUUUGCCAAUAAAUUAAUUGUACAAUAAAGUAUGUUUGUACCAUUGGAAAAAUA